GUCCGCACGCUGGUUAAGAGCUCCCGGGCGGAGGAGAGGGGGAGCAGCCCAGCACUGCGAACGGAGACCCUCGUAAGCGCUAAGUCGCCCCUGGUGCUCUCGGUGGGGGGGUCUGUGGGGGCAGGACAGGAAGGUGAGAAGAGGGUUUCCCUGAGGCUCCUGGCUCAAAAAAAACAAGAAAUGAAAGAGAGAACUGAGCCCUGUUCUGUGCAGCCCCGGGAUACCCGGGUGCUUCGGUCGAGGGAAGCCACCAUGGCCAUGUCCUUCUUCUCCCUCUCUGCUCCACCCAGCCCCCAGAAAGAGGACAGCUUGGCCGGCUCGCCGCCCCCCAGCUCCCCUCCUGCCGAAGGAGAGGGGGCCAGAGCAGGAGGCACCAUCCCCUGGGAGGCUAGCGGCAGCCUGGGCUCCCCUGGGGAUGGCAGUGGUGGUGAGCAGGCUGCCAAUUUUGCUGCCCUUCCCAUCUCAGAAGCACCCAGCGGGGAGGAAGGUUGUCCAGGCUCCAAUGUACAAACUGAUCCAAACCUCCCUGCCAGCCCGGAGCCAAAGUCCCCCUUGCAGUCCUCCGCCGCUGUGGACACAGCACCCCUGGCCUGUGACGGUGCCAGGGAUCCUGCCCAGCUUCCAGGCGCAGAGGAUACAGAGCCCUGCGGGCUGUGUCUGGCAGAGCCCUCCCCACACUCUCCAUACAGGCAGGCUCCUGAUGAGCUCCCUGCCACCGUGGAUGGGGAGUGCUCCUUGGAGCUCCCUGCCACCUUGCAGUGUGUGGACAUGAGUGAAAGCAUUGAUGCUAAACCAGAAGCUGAAUUAUCGGGCAUGGUGGGUGAUGGCUCCCUUGAGGAAGAGGAGGCCGUGCCAGCCAGCACAGCCCUCCCCAAAAUCUCAGAAGGGGAGGCAGGGCAGAAUAACAGCCCAGCAGGUGAAAAAGAGCCUGUUGAAGGGGAAACACCGCCUGAACCUGAUGGCUCAGACACUGCAGGGAAAGACUCUGUCUCUUCCAAAGACAGUCUAGACAAGAAGCGAAAGAAAGGCAGGAGAGUGCUUGUGGCAUCAGACAGGCGUCUCCGAAGCCAGCAAUCCCAGUCAUCCAUUGAUGGCAGUGCUGAGGAUGCUGGUUCUUCCAGCUCUUUGCAGCUUCCUUGCCUUCAGAUCAAACUCUCCAAGAGCCCUGGCGCUAAGCGGUUCAAGAGAGAAGUGCACCUGGAUGGGGCAGCAUCUGUGCACUUCCCAAAUGACUGCUUCCCCAAUGUGUUGCUCAAAACCAGCGAGGGGCCGGGCACCGACCAGGCUCCAGAGAGCAUCGCUGAGCAGCAGCCAGGCGAGGAGAAUGGUGUCACUACCAGACAAACCUAUAAAAACAUCUUAAUGAAAGAGACUGGGGCAGAGGGAGGAAAUUCCUCUAAAGAUAACCCCCCUGCUAACAGCAGCCAAAGUCAACCAGGUGAGAUGCUAGAAAUCAGCGCCCAGGCUGAUUCUGAGAAGAGAAGCAUUCUCCUCCCUCCGGAAAGCAGCAUGCCUGCAAAUGAUGCUGAGCAAGUGGAUGUGAAACCAGGCGAUGCCAGUGAAAAGGAUGAGGAGAGCUCCAACAGUGCCAUGGACACGGGCAAGCUGGAGAACUACGAGCCAGUGGCCAAUUCGCCUCUCUGUCCCAGCAACAGAGGUGGAAGCAAGCAUCUUCCAGCAAAGGCUGCAAAGCAUAAAAAGAUCGCCUUGCAGUUUUAUAACUUAAGACACGCACCCACACCUGUAGACACAGCAAAGAAGAGCACACCAGGGAAGGAAUCUAUGCAAGCGAUCCCCAAACUGAGGGACGAAUGCAGUUCAGGGAAUGAUGACUCAACGGUGUUGGAGGACAUAGACGUAUCUGACAGCAAACCAAAGUUCAUGGAGUGGUGUGCUGAAGAGGAGAACCAGGAGCUCAUUGCUGAGUUUAACACUCAGUACAUGAAAGUUCAGAAGGGCUGGAUUCAACUGGAGAAGGAGGUGCAGCCGACCCCCAAGGUAAAGAACAAAGCCGACAAACUGAAAGAGAUUUGGAAAAGCAAGAAAAGGACACGGAAAAGCAGAGGCUCACUGGAAGUGCAGAAGCUUUCUCCUGUCCAGAUGCUGUUUAUGAAGGCGUUUAAGCUGUCUGACAUCUGCCAGUGGUUUCUGGAGACAACUGAAACCAGGUCGCUAGUAAUCGUGAAGAAGCUCAACACCCGUCUACCAGGGGAGAUUCCCCCCAUCAAAGUCCCCAUGCAGAAAUAUUCCUCCUCCAGUCUCUAUCCCAGCUCAUUGCAAGCUGAACGUUUGAAAAAACACCUCAAGAAGUUCGCCGCCACUACCCCGGCUCGAAAUAACCUGAAGAACCAAAAGCUUUGGGCCAAAAUUCGGGAGAAUGCUGAUAAAGCAGAGGCUGAAGAAGCCACUGCUCCCAGCCAGACAUCGUCCACUGAUGCCAGCACCGAGGACCUGAGUGAAGACAAAACCAUCCAGCCUGUCCCCAGCUUGCCCACACAGGCCAGCACCAGGAUCCUGCGCAAGUACUCCAACCUGCGGGGCAAGCUGCGAGCCCAGCACCGCAUGGUGAAGGUGGAGAAGAAGAACGAUGGUCCAGGGGACCACCUGUCCCUGGAGAGCAAGCAGAGCCAAAAAAUCAACCCACUGAUGUCUCCAAAGUUGGCCUUGCAGAUCAAAGCAGAUGCCUUUCCUGCUAAAUCUCCAUCAGUGGAUGGGACGGGGAAGGGGCGGAAGGGGAAGAGCAGGCCCCAGGAGGACCCCUUGCCCAAAGCUGACCUCCAGCUAAAAAAAAGGAAGAAGAGGACACUGAAGGAGAGUGGGAGCACACAGGAGCGAUCCAGUUCCUCCACCAAGGACAAGCUGCCUGCCAAGAAGGCCAGUAAAAUAAAGCAUUCGGAGGUCAGCGCAAAAGCUCCUGCCACCCGAAAGCAGGCUGCCAUGGAGAGGAGCAAUAAGCUGACUAGAAAAAUGUCUUUGAAAGAGAAGAGAGCCCCAAAAAGGCAGCUGGAGAAGGUGCGGCUCCCCAUGCGGAAGGGCAAGGAGAACACGAGCAGACGGGCUGUCCUGCCCCCCAGCCAUGAGGAGCUGGCCAAGUCCCCGAAGCAGAAGCCCCUGGGGGAGUCCUCCACACGGUCACAGAAGAUGGCCAACAAGAAGCCCAGCGGUGGGAAGACCCUGACAAGGUCUAUGAAGAAGAUGCAGGAGAGCAGCGGGUCGCAGGGCAAGAGGAAGCUGAGGGCAAAAGUGGACUGUUCGCACAGCAAACGCUCGCGACUGGACCCAAAAUAG
Cariama cristata (Red-legged seriema) is the source of this 3288-nucleotide messenger RNA. RefSeq lists its product as uncharacterized. The record is from RefSeq and is a predicted model, not a curated record. NCBI's taxonomy places the organism in Eukaryota, Metazoa, Chordata, Aves, Cariamiformes, Cariamidae.